UGGAGGACCGACGCUCUUUUACACUCUCAUCAGCCGAGCAUCACGACUCCAUCACAUCCAUCUCCAUACUUUUGACUCACCAGGCAGCUGCAGCUCACCGGGGGUCGACAGAGGAGCGCCAGCGGAGGAGGAUUGCAGUGUUUUCUCCAAAAAACAGCAACACAAACCCAGACGCAAUGCAGCCAGAUGAGAAGGUGGUGGAUGGCGGUCUGCGGCCUGAUGCCAAUGGAAAAGACCCAAACCCGAGCGGACAGACAGAGGGCUCCAAGUGGCAGAAGCCGCGGCUCACGCGUAAAUCUCUGAUGAAGUGCUGCCUCGUCAAAUGGAUCAUCGCCAGCACAACGCAACAGGGGCCAGAUGACAGCAAUGACAGUGACCUCGAACUCUCCAUGGUGCGUCACCAACCCGAGGGCCUUGACCAGCUCCAGGCCCAGACCCAGUUCACCAGGAAGGAGCUGCAGUCACUCUACAGGGGAUUCAAAAAUGAAUGUCCCAGUGGACUCGUGGAUGAAGAAACAUUCAAGAUCAUUUACUCACAGUUCUUCCCUCAAGGAGAUGCGACCACAUAUGCACAUUUCUUGUUCAACGCGUUUGACAUGGACAGAAGUGGCUCCAUCCGCUUUGAGGACUUUGUGUUGGGACUGUCCGUGUUGCUCAGAGGCUCUGUCACAGAGAAACUGCGGUGGGCAUUUAAUCUAUAUGACAUCAAUAAGGAUGGCUACGUUACUAAAGAGGAAAUGUUGGCAAUAAUGACAUCCAUUUAUGACAUGAUGGGCAGGUAUACUUCACCCAGUGUACGAGACGAUUCCCCCUUUGAGCAUGUGGAGAAGUUCUUCCAGAAAAUGGAUCGCAACAGAGAUGGAGUGGUGACAAUAGAUGAAUUCAUAGAAACCUGCCAAAAGGAUGAAAGUAUAAUGGCUUCCAUGCAGCUCUUUGAGAACGUCAUCUAGUGUCUUUGGACAGAUGUGGAUCAGUAAUGCUGCAUAGUGCUUCCAAGCUUCUGGGCCUGAAAUAACUCCAUUCAUUCUGAAAAAAAAACUGGGUCAUACAUCACAUUUAACAUGUGCAGAAUUCAACAAAAAUCACUCUGAGAACUUUUUUCUUUGCAUGACAGUUCUCAGUUUCCUUUUGCACAUGACGCAAAUGUGGGGGGAAAAAAAGAUGUGUCAUCGUUGCUACAUGAGCAUGACUGUUUGCCGCACAAAUCAAAGCAUGUGAUGCAAACCACAGUGAACGCAACCAAACUGGGGUGUUUUGUUGUUGACCACUUUGAAACCAGGGCAACAGUGAAUCUGUGUGUCAAGAGGCUCUGAAUGUGCUCCACAUAUGCAGGUUUUAACUUUGUUUGUUUCAUGUAGUAGUUUGCACUGCAACACACAAGACUGGGAUGUGUCCACUUUCAAAAUGAAAUACAAAAUAAAAUGUGAAAGCAAUAUUUAACAUGUAAAAGUUUUAAUGUCUAUUGCAUAUGGUUGCAUCAAAUCCGUUGCACUGCAAACAUGCAACGUGCGAUAUGCAGCCAGUUCCGAUCCAAUGAGUAAAACUGAACAGAACUACAAUUGUCCACAUCGUGACGUGAAGAGGAUCCUCUAAACCCAUGACACAAAGCAAAAACUUCUUUCAUUUUGCCUGAGGGAAAAAAAAUCUCCUAAUUUUCUCCUAAUUUUGAGCAUUUAGCAUCCAGUCUCGUAUUUGAGAACAAUCAUCUCUCUUGUUCUACAUCCUCUGAUCUCUUUUAUAGGUCUUUACAUCAUAGUCUUGAAAUGUCACACUCUGAUUAAAGCCUGCGGUUUCUGGCAGCUCUGUUGUUAAUUUCAUUCUCUGCACAUUCAUUCGUGCUCCGUUUCGUGCUCUCUUUGUUGUGCAUGAUGAAUCUUUCUAGUUAUGCACAAAAGCAUGUUCUGUGUGAUGAACAUGCACUUGUUCCUCUGGACGGAAUGUCUUCAACCUCUCAAGAUAAACACAACAAAAUGAACCUUCA
This is a messenger RNA of Scophthalmus maximus (turbot), 1981 nucleotides long. RefSeq names its product calsenilin. Gene Ontology annotation, cellular component: nucleus; voltage-gated potassium channel complex. The transcript has 11 exons. Gene Ontology annotation, molecular function: calcium ion binding; RNA polymerase II cis-regulatory region sequence-specific DNA binding; potassium channel regulator activity. Bases 177 to 950 code for a protein of 257 amino acids. NCBI's taxonomy places the organism in Eukaryota, Metazoa, Chordata, Actinopteri, Pleuronectiformes, Scophthalmidae. Gene Ontology annotation, biological process: negative regulation of transcription by RNA polymerase II; regulation of potassium ion transmembrane transport. The record is from RefSeq and is a predicted model, not a curated record.